Molecule: messenger RNA, 241 nt
Organism: Iphiclides podalirius (scarce swallowtail)
Lineage: Eukaryota; Metazoa; Arthropoda; Insecta; Lepidoptera; Papilionidae
Source: the annotation of a GenBank genome assembly
GCACGGGUCCGUGAUGUGCGUUGACGCGUUUUAUGUGUACAGGUGCGCUUCCGAAAGGCGCACGCAGCCGGCCAAUAUUGACACACCUGCCCCCCCGUCCCGCCGCCACCCCGCCAUCACCCCCGAAGCCGCCGCCGUCGUCGAGCCUCGUUCGGUUGAAAGCCCAUUUGAAUACGACACCGGCAAAGCUAGUCCUCGAGAAAAAUGCGAUAUUUACGCCCGGUUACUGAUCGACUUAGAC